Molecule: messenger RNA, 1371 nt
Organism: Penicillium brasilianum
Lineage: Eukaryota; Fungi; Ascomycota; Eurotiomycetes; Eurotiales; Aspergillaceae
Source: the annotation of a GenBank genome assembly
CUUUAGGGCUACGCGCAUCAAGGCACCAAGACGUGAUCCGAGAUGCGCAGCAUUUCCGUCUUGGCUAUCAAUCAAUCCACGCGGGGAAGCGGAGAAGGAACGGAAAUGGUCCGCUCGCAACUAGGCCGACUUUGGGCAAAAAGCGCGGUGGAAAUGCGAUUGGAUUGCCACUUACCGUUGAUAGUAUCACCUUUGGCAGCUAUCUGGCUUUUAGACAUUUCUUCAAUCCCUGCUGAGAUCCAAGUUGACGGUCGUUUAGGUGCGUUGGAAAUACGCGAUUCCGAAGCUGCGGGGAACUAUCCGACCUUCUCCCGUUGCACUUUGCUGUGCGACCAAGAUCUCAAAAUGUCCGAAGCUCGGCAGAUACCCCGAGCCCGAAGAAAGACACGCAGCGGCUGUCUUCGUUGCAAGCAAAGAAAGAUCAAGUGCGAUGAGGCUUUGCCACACUGUAACCAAUGCACUCGUAGGGCAUUCGACUGCCCCGGAUACGUGCGACCACUCAAGUGGUCGUCUAAAUAUGAGGCGUGGAACAGCACUGAUGCUAGCAAGAAAAGCUCGAAGGACCUCAAUCGCAGCGAGCGCGACCUCACAAAUAACAUAGACGCCUCUGAGAACGAUCUAUCACAAACCUCUAGAAAGCUCGGCUAUAUUGGGAACCUAUCUCUUUUAGAGAGAGGGCAUUUCCCUGAAUCAACCUAUCAAAAUGAUACUACCGAAAGUGUUUCCAUUGAGGACGACUUCAAUUUGGACUCAGAUAAGCUUCUGGGGCCUUUGCCUUUCUCAAGGCCAAGCAUCGACGAGUUCUUUUUCGAUACCAUCUCACAGAACCAAGCCCAAGAUACAGCAGGCCUUUGGGAUGAUUUACUGAUUCCGCCACCCCAAAUCGCCGAAGACCAGAGUACACGGCUCUCCCGUUACUACUUUUCGAGUAUCUGCCGCAUCAAUUGUUGUUUUGACUCAUCCAAAAAUCCUUUUCGGGUAUGGGUGGCCGAAUUGAUGCACUCCUGUCCGCCACUGUACCAUUGCAUACUAUCCAUGUCGGCAUCGCACUUGGUUGCCAAGCAACAAAAGGAUCUAUUACCCAUUGCUUUAGAGCACAGGGCAAAGGCUGUAUCAAAGCUAAGCACGGAAAUGCUCAGUAUUGACGUAAAUUCCGGCUUGAAGUCCUAUCCUUCUUUUGAGGUUAUAUCUCGAGCACUACUUGUAUGCAUAUUAUUGGGCAUGACUGAUAGCUGGCACAAUCCGUCCGUCUUGGGCAUCACGCAUCUUCACGGGGCACGUCUAUUGUACAAGAGAUGGCUCAUUGGAGCCAACGACUCGUUCGACACCCCUGCGGGCCAACACAAACUGUCCCACGUGAAAGUUUCCUAG